Messenger RNA from Paramecium tetraurelia, 159 nucleotides. RefSeq lists its product as uncharacterized. NCBI's taxonomy places the organism in Eukaryota, Ciliophora, Oligohymenophorea, Peniculida, Parameciidae. The transcript is spliced from 2 exons. The record is from RefSeq and is a predicted model, not a curated record.
AUGAUAAUAAAAGAUGAAUCCUCAUUUGGAAAAGAUUUUAAAGAAUUAGAUGCCAAAAACACGAGAUUAAGACAAUAAUAUUAGGGAUUAAGUGAGGUACUUUAAUUUAAUGUUUCUAAUGCUUUUCAUCAUGCAUUCCAAGACAAUGGAUUUUAUUGA